Molecule: messenger RNA, 3442 nt
Organism: Mytilus californianus (California mussel)
Lineage: Eukaryota; Metazoa; Mollusca; Bivalvia; Mytilida; Mytilidae
Product: guanosine-3',5'-bis(diphosphate) 3'-pyrophosphohydrolase MESH1-like
Exons: 4
Coding region: 2-553 (183 amino acids)
Molecular function (GO): guanosine-3',5'-bis(diphosphate) 3'-diphosphatase activity
Source: RefSeq, a predicted model, not a curated record
AAUGGCUUCCGAUGAAGCCUUACUCUCAGAAAUUAUUAAAUGCUCCAAUUUUGCGGCAAUAAAACACAAGAAUCAAAGAAGAAAAGACCCUGAAAGCACCCCUUACAUAAAUCAUCCAAUAGGCGUAGCUUAUAUACUGACAAAUGAAGGAAAGAUUACAGACUUAAGUGUAGUACAGGCUGCAUUGUUACAUGACACCGUAGAAGACACAGAUACAACAUUGGAUGAAAUCAGUGAACAGUUCGGAGAUGAAGUGGCAGGUCUAGUUGAUGAAGUUUCAGAUGAUAAAAGUUUAUCCAAGAUUGAAAGGAAAAAUCUACAGAUAAAGAAUGCACCUCAUAAAAGUUACAAAGCCAAACUGAUCAAGUUAGCAGACAAAUUGUACAAUCUACGAGAUCUGAAGAGAGCUACACCAGAAGGCUGGAGUGAAGAACGAGUCCAGGAAUAUUUUGUUUUUGCCUUUGGAGUUGUGGCUGGACUUAGAGGAAUAAAUGAUGCUAUGGAAAGAGAAUUAGAUAAAUUGUUCAAAGAAAGGAGUUUAUCAGAUUCAUAGUUCAAUAAUCUCAGUAUUAGAUACUAUUAUAAAAUACAAUUAUCUCAGAUUCUUUUUUCUCACCUAAGAUGAUUGUUGGGAUGAAAGACUUACUGCUAUUUGUUUGUCAACACCUGGGAUAUCGGUCAUAAAUCUAGUAAGCAAUCGAGUACAAAAUUUGUGCUUGAAACAACAAAUCCAGUAUUUGGAUUGGUUAAAUAUUGAGUCUGAGUAUGAUAAUUAAGUCUCCCAAACGAAGUUUGGGAAGACUUAUUGUUUUUGCUCAGUUCUUAUUAUUAUUAUUAUUCUUCUUCUUCUUCUUCUUCUUCUUCUUCUUCUUCUUCUUCUUCUUCUUCUUCUUCUUCUUCUUCUUCUUCUUCUUCUUCUUCUUCUUCCGCCGCUUUUAAAUUUGAACUUGUCCGCACCCGUUCUCCAAAACCGCUUGUCGGAUUAACUUAGGGUUUCACAAUAUGUUAGACUAACAUGUCUAGUGGUGCAAUCAGGGUUUUGUUUUUGCAAUGGGGUUUAUAAAGGGGUACUUUGAGGGGCAAAAAGAAAAGAGGGUUUUACUAUAGAACCCUAUGGGAUUUUAUUUUUUAAAAUUUUAAAAUGAUUAUAAAUUGAAAACCGUUCGUGAUAGACACAAACUUUUUAAUUGAAAAUGUUCUAAAUGAUAAAGCCCAUUAAAUGAAAUACAGGGUUAGUCCCCAGGGGUCACCCCCACCCCCUGCCAUUUGAGAAAGUUCUAAUACCUUGUAAGUGGUCAAGAUCCCCACCCCUAAACCAUAUAUAUUCUUGUUUGUCAUGCUAAGAUGGUUUGAAUGAUAUACAGGGUUAGUCCCCAGGGGUCAUCCCCACCCCCUGUCAUUUGAGAAAGUUCUAAUAUCUUGUAAAUGGUCGAGAUCCCCACCCCUAAACCAUAUAUAUUCUGGUUUGUCAUGAUAAAGCACAUCAAAUGUAAUACAGGGUUAGUCCCCAGGGGUCACCCCCACCCCCUGCCAUUUAAGAAAGUUCUAAUAUCUUCUAAGUUGUCAAGAUCCCCACCCCUAAACCAUAUAUAUUCUGGUUUGUCAUGCUAAGAUGGUUUGAAUGAUAUACAGGGUUAGUCCCCAGGGGUCAUCCCGACCCCCUGCCAUUUUAGAAAGUUCUAAUAUCUUGUAAAUGGUCGAGAUCCCCACCCCUAAACCAUAUAUAUUCUGGUUUGUCAUGAUAAAGCACAUCAAAUGUUAUACAGGGUAAGUCCCCAGGGGUCACCCCCACCCCCUGCCAUUUAAGAAAGUUCUAAUAUCUUCUAAGUGGUCAAGAUCCCCACCCCUAAACCAUAUAUAUUCUGGUUUGUCAUGCUGAGAUGGUUUGAAUGAUAUACAGGGUAAGUCCCCAGGGGUCAUCCCGACCCCCUGCCAUUUGAGAAAGUUUUAAUAUCUUGUAAAUGGUCGAGAUCCCCACCCCUAAACCAUAUAUAUUCUGGUUUGUCAUGAUAAAGCACAUCAAAUGUUAUACAGGGUUAGUCCCCAGCGGUCACCCCCACCCCUUGCCAUUUGAGAAAGUUCUAAUAUCUUGUAAAUGGUCGAGAUCCCCACCCCUAAACCAUAUAUAUUCUGGUUUGUCAUGAUAAAGCACAUCAAAUGAAAUACAGGGGUAGUCUCCAGGGGUCACCCCCACCCCUUGCCAUUUAAGAAAGUUCUAAUAUCUUGUAAAUGGUCGAGAUCCCCACCCCUAAACCAUAUAUAUUCUGGUUUGUCAUGAUAAAGCACAUCAAAUGUUAUACAGGGUAAGUCCCCAGGGGUCACCCCCAUCCCCUGCCAUUUAAGAAAGUUCUAAUAUCUUCUAAGUGGUCAAGAUCCCCACCCCUAAACCAUAUAUAUUCUGGUUUGUCAUGCUGAGAUGGUUUGAAUGAUAUACAGGGUAAGUCCCCAGGGGUCAUCCCGACCCCCUGCCAUUUGAGAAAGUUCUAAUAUCUUGUAAAUGGUCGCGAUCCCCACCCCUAAACCAUAUAUAUUCUGGUUUGUCAUGAUAAAGCACAUCAAAUGUUAUACAGGGUUAGUCCCCAGCGGUCACCCCCACCCCUUGCCAUUUGAGAAAGUUCUAAUAUCUUGUAAAUGGUCGAGAUCCCCACCCCUAAACCAUAUAUAUUCUGGUUUGUCAUGAUAAAGCACAUCAAAUGAAAUACAGGGUUAGUCUCCAGGGGUCACCCCCACCCCCUGCCAUUUAAGAAAGUUCUAAUAUCUUCUAAGUGGUCAAGAUCCCCACCCCUAAACCAUAUAUAUUCUGGUUUGUCAUGCGAAGAUGGUUUGAAUGAUAGACAGGGUUAGUCCCCAGGGGUCAUCCCGACCCCCUGUCAUUUGAGAAAGUUUUAAUAUCUUGUAAAUGGUCGAGAUCCCCACCCCUAAACCAUAUAUAUUCCUAUUUGUCAUGUCUCGAACAUUUGAAUGACGUAUACGGUCAGUCCCCAGGGGUUCCCCCCACCCCCAAUGUUCUAAUAUCUUGUAAAUGGUUGAGAUCGCCACCCCUAAACCAUAUAUAUUCCUGUUCGUCAUGUAAUGAACAUUUGAAUGACAUAUAGGACCAGUCCCCAGGGGUUCCUCCCCACCCCCAAUAUUCUAGUAUCUUGUAAAUGGUUGAGAUCCCCACCCCUAAACCAUAUAUAUUCUUGUUUGUCAUGCCAAGAUGAUUUGAAUGAUAUACAAGGUUAGUCCCCAGGCAUCACUAAUGCAUAUAACUUUACUGGACCAAACCAAUUUUCAAUGGAUGUUGCCCAAUGUCAGGCGACCCUGGGAAUUACGAAUUAUGGGAGCUUCGUUUGGGAGACUUCGUAACAGCAUCCUGUUACAUUCAUUUCUUGUUGAAAUCGAAAUUUUUACGAUUAUAACUUGGAAGUAUAUUCCAAACAGCUUAUGUAGCAGUGGCGUU